AAGUAUCAGAGGUGAUCUAUAGAUACCAGCCUGCCUGAUAUAUUUGAUCAUUCAACUGGCUCAACUCUCAGGUGGGGUUGGGUUGAGUAAUAAUCCACAAAACAUCCAACUCUUGCAAUUAUAUUAGUCUAUAGUCUUUGAGUGAAGACAACAUAGGUGCAUUUAAAAUGUGUUGAGUGGUUUCGAAAUUGUUCUUGACUCAAAUUCGUAAAGAUGUGCGGGAUGAUUAGGACUAUUAUUGUUUUUUGCUGUGCCGUUGUAUUGGUUAAAUGUCAAGUCGAUUUGAGGCGACACUUUAGAUAUUGCCGCAAAAAUAAUACCAAUUUUGAUAACUGUGUGAAAGAUGGCAUCAACAAUUUGAGACCCUAUUAUAAAUCAGGUCUACCUGAUUACGGAAUUGCAUCACUGGACCCCUUCUAUGCUGAAGAGGUGACCCAGAAGAGGAGCAACUUCUUAUUCAAUUACAAGCUGGUCUUACGUAAUGUAACAGAGGCAGGCUGGUCUGUUUCAGAAAUGACAAAAUUCAGGAGUGACUUCAAAAACAACCUAAUCCAAUACACCCAAACGUUCCCAGACAAACAAUUGAAGGGAUGGUAUGAAAUCGAAGGUAACUUCAUGGGAACCAAAUUAUCGAAUAAGGGAUCGUGGAGUUUGGGAUUAUACGACUUCGUUCAGACAACAACGAUAACCAGAACUCCUAUGAAGGAUCAUAGAGGAAAAUAUGAUCAUCAUCCUCCGUUGAAAGUAAAUGUCAAUAUACAGAAUUCGAAGAAGUUGGAACUUCAUAUUGGACAUCUGGCAGGUGGAAGGAGGAUAGUAGAGAACAUGCUGGAUUGGAUUAUCAAUAGCGCUUGGCAGCCUGGGUUCGUUGUUUUGAGUCCGCUAAUCAAUGAUUUGGUUAGUACUGCAUUUACGAAAAUUAUGAACGACAGCUUCAAGAACUUCCCGUUAGAGCAGAUAUUCCCUUAUUGAAAGAAACGCUUGGUCAGGUGAAGGAGAUCAAGCUUGCAUAGAUGGUUGGAUAAGAUUGACCAUAAACCAUCAAGAAUCAUUUACGAAAAAUAGUGUAACCUGGAUGACCUAGCUUUAUCAACAUUCAAAAACUGAUAGCCUUUUAAGAAAGACCCUGAAGAGGGAGCUGAAAUGCCUGUUUUAGUAGUUUAUAUUAUUUUUUAUACAGAAUGGGUCAAGGUGAAUAAUACCCUAGACUUUUACGGAGAAUAGGUUGGAAUUUAUUGAAAAUUUAAUUUCUGGAGCUAUUGCUCUAUCGAUCUAGAAUAUUUUUCACGCUAUGGUGUUGUCACUUAUAAUAUUUUCCAUGGGACAACCUGUAUAUUAUAAUUUUUUUUUAGUUCAUCGUAGCACCGCAGAGCUGAAAAUAUUCUAGAUCGAUAGAGCAGUGGUUUCAAACUUUCAAAAAAAUCAUCCUACUCAUUGUUCUCUUCAAAAGUCUAGGGUACAAUAGACCGUUCUCCACCCUGUAUAUUCCGUAUUUGCCAAAUAUUUCAAAUUAAAUUUUAAGAAAUGUGUUAGUGUCAAGUUGGGAUUUGAAUGUUUUAGGUUUAAGAUUUUUACGAUGCUUGGGGUUUUUUAUUUCUAAAUUUCAUGCAUUCAUAUUUUUGUUGUGAAUUUGCGAUAUAAAUUCAUGAAUAAACUUGUAGCGACCUGUA
Harmonia axyridis is the source of this 1670-nucleotide messenger RNA. RefSeq lists its product as uncharacterized. The record is from RefSeq and is a predicted model, not a curated record. NCBI's taxonomy places the organism in Eukaryota, Metazoa, Arthropoda, Insecta, Coleoptera, Coccinellidae. The transcript is spliced from 5 exons. Bases 214 to 972 code for a protein of 252 amino acids.